Drosophila sulfurigaster albostrigata is the source of this 3372-nucleotide messenger RNA. RefSeq names its product prolyl 4-hydroxylase subunit alpha-1-like. Lineage: Eukaryota; Metazoa; Arthropoda; Insecta; Diptera; Drosophilidae. The transcript is spliced from 15 exons. Bases 58 to 3234 code for a protein of 1058 amino acids. Gene Ontology annotation, molecular function: iron ion binding; L-ascorbic acid binding; procollagen-proline 4-dioxygenase activity. The record is from RefSeq and is a predicted model, not a curated record. Gene Ontology annotation, biological process: peptidyl-proline hydroxylation to 4-hydroxy-L-proline. Gene Ontology annotation, cellular component: endoplasmic reticulum.
ACAGUCUGAGCUGGCACGUAGACAAAGCAACACAACACAACGACGAUCAGCAACACAAUGCUCUUAGCGGAAUGGAAGUUCCAACUGUUGGCAAUGGCUUUGCUCUUGGGCAUGGUCAGUGGCCAGGAGGAUAACGAGAAGAGUCACUCGACCUCAAUUGCCGGCAUGGUGGAACUGCUGAAGCUGGAAGAUCAGCUCGUUGAGAAUCUCAGUCAAUAUGCCGAUGAGCUGGAGCAGAAAUUGCGAACAGUGCGGGGUUUUGUAACCGGCAUGCGCAGAGAAAACCAGCUUGCGCUCAAUCAAACCGAACACUAUUUGGCCAAUCCUUUGAAUGCUUUCUCACUCAUUCGACGCAUGCAACAGGAUUGGACACAUUGGCAGUAUUACAUGCAGCAAGAAGUGGGCUCAAAGCAGCUGAACUUUGUUAAAGAAAAACAACAGCUGUUGCCCACAAGCACAGAUCUCGAGGAGGCAGCUGCUUCCAUUUAUCGCAUACACUCCACGUAUGAUAUGAAAGUCUCGGACAUAGUAAAAGGGCUGCUCAAUGGCAAACAAUAUGCUGUCAGCUUAAAUGCUUUGGACUCCUAUGCCAUGGGCAAAUAUCUAUAUGAUCAGCAGAACUUUGGCUAUGCUUGCCAAUGGAUAUUCCAAGCCAUCGAGUGGCUAAAAAAUGGCAAACACAAGUUGCCUCUUCCUUUGGCUUUGGAUCUCUCUGAAGUCUCACGGCUCUACGCAGAGUCACUGAUUCAAAUGAAUCGUUAUGCUGACGCUCUCAAUGUGAUCAAUUCUGCACUCAGUUUGAAAACUGAUAAAGUGAAACUGCUGCUGCGCAAAUCGGAAGUGGAGCACUUGAUAAGAACGCACCCCAAUGUAGCACCGAAGGCGUUUGUGAAGCCAGUAGUGGGAUCUUAUGAACAUGGAUGUCGUGGCCAUUUUCCAGUUAGAUCUCAGCUCCAUUGCGUUUAUAACAGCACAAAUUCGCCCUUCCUGCGUUUGGCGCCACUCAAAAUGGAGCUGGUUGGCUUAGAUCCUUAUAUGGUGCUCUAUCACGAUGUCAUCUCAGAUAAGGAAAUCAGCGAACUGCAAAGUUUGGCUGUGCCGAGUCUGAAACGUGCUACAGUCUUCCAACAGGCUACAGGUCGCAACACUGUGGUCAAAACACGCACUUCAAAAGUCACUUGGUUGGCAGAUGGUUUCAAUAAUUUAACUGGAGUGCUCAAUAGACGUGUCAUGGAUAUGACGGGCUUCAAUGUGGUGGGCUCUGAGAUGCUGCAGGUUAUGAAUUAUGGUCUUGGCGGACACUAUGACAAGCACUACGAUUACUUCAAUUCGAGUAUAGCUACAAAUCUGACCAAAAUGAAUGGUGAUCGCAUUGCUACAGUUCUGUUUUACCUGACGGACGUAGAACAAGGCGGUGCUACGGUUUUCCCUAAUAUUCAAAAGGCGGUAUUCCCGACCAAAGGUGCAGCGAUUAUCUGGUAUAAUCUGAAGCAUGACGGCGAGGGUGACCAAAGAACUUUGCAUGCAGCCUGUCCAGUUAUUGUCGGCUCGAAAUGGGUCUGCAAUAAAUGGGUUCGCGAACGUCAGCAAGCAUUUAGAAGACCAUGUCUCACAACGCAAAGAACAUUUCAACAAACUUUUACUCUAUCGAAAAAGCUAACCUCUGUAGCAAAUAGAAAUAUGCUAUUCUAUAAAAGAAUUCAUCAAUACUUAUUAAUAGCUUUACUGCUUUGUGUUGUCUAUGUUAACAAUGAGGAGCAAGAGAAAAGUCAUUCAAACUCAGUGGCAGGCAUGGAGAAGUUAUUGGAACUGGAAUCUCAGUUUAUUGAAGGUUUCAAUAACUACGCGAAUGAAAUGCAGGCAAAGUUGAGUUUAGUGCGCAGUUUUGUGACAGCAAUGCAAACAGAACAAGCAAAAGCUGCACAAAAUAGAGAGCAUUAUUUAUCCAACCCAUUAAAUGCGUUCGCUUUGAUAAGACGCAUGCAUCGAGAUUGGAUUGAGUGGAAAGAUUUCAUAGAAGAACCCAUGGGUUGGGCGCAAGCAGACUUAAUUAAUGAGCACAAAGAUCAGCUGCCAAGUAAAACUGAUCUAGAGGAUGCUUGUGUGGCUAUGAAGCGUCUAAAAGAUGUCUACGAUUUAAAGACAAGAGAUAUGGCUAAUGGACUUCUCAACGACAUGCAGUACAAUGUCAGCCUAAAUGCUUUGGACACCUAUGAGCUGGGUUCAUAUUUUCACAAUCACCAAGAUACUCAGCUUGCCAGAGAAUGGUUUAGCGAGUGCAGCAACAUGCUGCUAGAUGGAGAAAUCUUGCAUCCCAUUACAUUGGAUGAAUCGAACAUGUUGUUUAUAUUUGCCAGUACCCUAGUCAAAAUGAAGUAUUGUUCUGUUGCUCGUCCUCUAAUCGAGCUUGCCAUGAAGUUGGAAAAUGAGAAGAACACCCAGAAAAUCUUAAAUUUGCGUGGGGAGAUUGAAAGACUCAGUCCCAAUGAGACUUUUGCUGAAGUGAUUGCUGAAAAUUUAACAAGUCUGUAUCAAAAAGGUUGUCGAGGUCAAUUUGCAACACAAUCAAAACUCUAUUGCCAAUACAAGUUCAGUCCCGCCCCUUUUCUUCGCCUGGCUCCACUCAAAAUGGAGCUGAGGCUCUUGGAUCCUCUCAUUAUUGUUUACUAUGAUGUGUUAUCUGCUGCUGAGAUCAAACAGCUUCAAUCUUAUGCGCGUCCGCUGCUAGAGGUCGCCAAAGUCUAUGAAGAUGGCAAGACUGUCUUUCAGCAAGUGCGCACCUCAAAGGGAAUAUGGCUGGAUAGGAAUUAUAGCAACUGGUCAAGAACAAUUGGCAGACGCAUUGAAGACAUGACGGACUUGACUUUAAGUGACUCAGCUGCAAUGCAAAUACUCAACUAUGGCCUGGGAGGUCAUUAUGCUGCACACUACGAUUACUUUGAUUUUGUAAAGGAAAAUAAGCCAAUUAGUGAGAUUAAUGAUCGCAUUGCAACAGUGCUAUUCUAUCUUACUCAAGUGGAUCAGGGAGGCGCCACAGUAUUUCCUAGGCUAGAACAAUCCUUUAGUCCUCAGCCUGGCAUGGCUGUCUUCUGGCUGAAUUUACACGAUGAUGGAACUCCAAACAAUCAAACUUUGCACGGCGCGUGUCCUGUUUUGGUGGGCAGCAAAUGGGUAAUGACUCAAUGGAUAGAGGAACGUUCACAGAUCUAUACAAGACCUUGUCUAAAGCGCUGAUCAUCAAUUUUAAUUGAAAACAAAUAACAGUAGUUGGAGUGAUGUUAACAAUUCAAUUAUGCAGACAACUCUUGAACUCUCAAUAAACAAGUCGAUUAGUUUGAAAUUGACACAACCCUUAGCCUCCUAUAUAUAUAU